Messenger RNA from Acanthaster planci (crown-of-thorns starfish), 6965 nucleotides. RefSeq names its product gamma-aminobutyric acid type B receptor subunit 1-like. Lineage: Eukaryota; Metazoa; Echinodermata; Asteroidea; Valvatida; Acanthasteridae. Gene Ontology annotation, molecular function: G protein-coupled GABA receptor activity. The record is from RefSeq and is a predicted model, not a curated record. Gene Ontology annotation, biological process: gamma-aminobutyric acid signaling pathway; G protein-coupled receptor signaling pathway. Gene Ontology annotation, cellular component: G protein-coupled receptor heterodimeric complex; membrane.
UUUAAAACGAGGUCUUGCAUCCAGUGUGGCAACGAAUUACGAAGUUUUGACUGGAAUAUGGUAGUUUGUGGUUCCAGUUAAAUCGUAGUAUGUUGAACUAAAAUAAUCAAGAUACCAAAGCCCAGAACAACCGAUUUAAGUGCUUGAAUACAUAAGCUGCUUAAAGUCAAAUUAUUUAAAUUCAGCACAAAAUUACUCUGACGCGAUCUAUGUAUGCGUUUCUCUCAAAGUACUCAAAACCAAGAUACCAGUUUUUGCGCUAACUUGACGACAUUCAAUCAACUUUGACUCAAAAAGUAUAUUUCCAGAAUCGUUAUCAUGAAAAGGUACUACAAAGGAGAUGAAAACAUAUUCACAACGGUGUGACUUCACCAGUAUAAUUUGAUUUUGAAGCAAUGCAUAAAUUUCACGCGGAAGCCUUUGUGGAACACAAUUUACACAGGCAAAUAUGUCUUUGGGCUUUAUUGAAACCUUUGAAGUUUGGUGAUAGUCUGAAAAGUAGGAGCAAAAUGAAAUAAAAACAAUUAUACAGUCUCUUUGGCCAUCAACGUUUCCGAUAAGCCAUCACAAUUCCCCAUCAUCGCAAGGGACAUUGUUCAUUUUCUGACUGCGCAAAAGCACUAGAAUGCGACACUAUAGUUUCGGCUGUACAGAUUUCGUAGCCAAACUGUAGAAAGUGAGGAGAAAACAUAGACGUCUCCUUAAAAUAUCAGAUGACAUGGCCAGACAUAUUCGCUCUGAGACUUUGGGGGAAGGAAAAAAUGUUACUGCUUUUUUUUCCUCGUUGCGAACGCUGGCUCUCCUUGUGUCUAUCAGUCCAAUGUUACCAAGCUCUACCUACUUGGGUUGUACCCGGAAUCCAGUCCCUUGGCAGGAGGACAGACCGCUAUAUACCUGCUAUCGAACCAGCAGUGACGGAUGUCAACGACAAUCCUGAUAUUCUACCGGGUUACGAGAUUGUUGCCAUACCAAGGGAUACUCAGGUAAGAUAUCGGUCUUUCGCAAUAACGGCUGACGAUAACCGUUUUUGUGGCCGUUGUUAAAUGAACAUUGACUCUUUUUAGAUUGGAACGACAUAUAAAAGAAAUUGCUUUCAGCAAAAUACUUCAGCGGUUCAAAUCAAUCCGCAUGAACAUGUCUCAGUCUGAGAGGGUGAAUGCUCCAUAUGUAAGCCAAUAGAAGUCACCAUUUUGUAUUUUUUCCACGAUGCAAUAGUGAUAAAAUCGCCGGCAUGUUGAAUGGAGUCCUUUCCGUUUUUGUGGGUUCUUACUUCUGACUGAGAGGAAAUAACGAUAUAGGGGAUAAAGAAAAUAUUUUGACAAGGCAAGGAGGGGUGUAGAAACGUUAAUAAGUUUCAAUCCGUUACAUAAAGCCUCUACUCAUACCUGUCUUUUGUUGCUGUUCGCUGAAUACCAAAGGUGCAUGGACCUUUUUGUUUGCAUGGAAUGUCUCAUUCCGUAUUUAAGGCCUUGUAGCGGGCUGCUCGGCCUCGGUCAGUGUCAGUUAUGGUGAACGUGCGUGAGCACAGUUUGAAGACCGCACCCCUAUUCCGAUGAUUGUAUACAUUGCUGCUGCUGGGAUCUGCCUGUGGGCUGCCGGAGGUGGUUGGUUUUCGUAGCAACUGGGGUCCGUGCUAGUGUGGCAAUGCUGUUUAGGGGGUGCAGCCUUGAUGGCUGUGCUCACCGUUCUGCACCGACCGGGCAGUGGUCUUUAUUUUUCAUACAAGAAAGGGUAAGUUAAAGUCUUGUAAUAGUGAUUUCCUUUGCUUGACUGAGUUGUGUGUCUGUAAAACUUUAAUGUUUUUGUGCAUGGCUAUCUUAUUAAUUUUGUUUUUCUUAGCAUGGCCGUUUCUAAUUUCGCUAAUGCAGGCCCAUUGUUUGUUUCAUGUGGUGUAUUUUGUUAAUUAAAAUAAUGUAAAUAAUUUUAUGCAUUGACCAAUUGUUGUGCAUGUUUUCUGUGUUUGUGUUGGCAACCUCUGGUUUGUAAGAAACCUUUUUCUGAUUACCAGUUAUGAUGAUUAGUAUGUGCAUUUCCCUUGGCGCAGUAUGACUUAAUGCUUUUUCCCCUUAAAAUGUAUACAUGUCUUCAGUUCUGAGCAGAAGGAUUCAAACAAAACAAACAACUACAAAGGCUGAAGGCAUGUACACGCCCUGUUUCGUUUUCAUCCAAAGGCAGACUCAACUGUCCGGGUAUCGUACGUUAUAAGAGACAAUUUGUCAUUACUUCAAAUUCUAAGAUCACAUUUCCUUUUCAAAUCAUUUGAGUUAUAACAAUGACAAGCCUAACAAAAACACUGUAAAUGGUAGAAAAUUGUUUUUGUUACCAUGGUAACAUAUUUUGUAUUGUGUUGUACACAAGGUUGUAUAAGUUUUCAUAAUUAAAUUGAUCAAACGCUCAAACAGCAAAGUUACGACGAAGCAUGGAGUUUGAUGGGUUUUUUGUCCAGUGCAAGGGGGGCAAAGCUAUGUACCGAGAGCUCUUCAACAAAAGCACUACGGUACCAAGGUCAUGGUGAUUGGAGGAGGCCCUAGAUACCGAACCUACAGCACAAGCUUCGCACUACUGGAACCUUAUUCAGGGGCUCGCAUCAUCGUCUCUGAGUUCUAUGACAGCACGGCGAGGAGAGUUUUCUGUGAGGCCUACCACCAGAAGAUGUACGGGUGCCAAAUACGUGUGGAUGGUUUCAGGUUCUUGGAAAGGUUCAAAGAGCCUGUUGGUUCAGACAAUCCGGAAUCCUUGCAAGGUUGAGAUGGCAUUCAGCUAUGACAUCAUAUGGACUGCUGCCCCAUCUCCACAAGGCUAAAAAGCAACUUGUCAGUUUAGAGGGUGAAGGGUCACUGUUUGUUCGGCUCUGACGCCACGCUGGUUAUUCAAGAUGUUACAGUUCUCAUCAUAUGGGAAAUCCUCGAUUCACUCACAGCUAUAGAGUGGCUUGGAGCUAAAGUGGUACGGAUGGGAAAUGAGAUGCAGCCAGCUCAGAGCACGUUAGCCUCGCAGAUUUCCCAAGGCAACAGAGUCGACAACCUACCAACACGGAGUGGGAAGUCCAGCAGCUCCGGCAUUAACUCGGCAAAACGAAGAAGAAUUUCGAGGAAUUGAAGAUGUAACGUCCCGUGAAGUCUGCAAAAUUGCUUUGGUUGGGGGGCACAAUUACUACCUGAUGAAGCUUAGGACUGUGUCAUUAAAAACACAUCAUGCAUUGUCAUUUUACACGUCCUCGUCAUUGGUUUUCGAACUAAUAUGAAGGAGUUAGGGGAAUUGUAAUUUUGGUUGAAUGCAAAGUUGUACUUUUAAGGUCAUCGGCAUGCUGGAUGGAGACGCUGCAAAAACAGUCUUUCACGUCAUGAGACUUGAAGCAUCAAAAGCGCGGCCAGCUGACUAGAUGCAUCCAUAGGAAAAAGUUCUAGUAUCACAAUCAAAAACUCCAGUUUAAUAACUUGCAAAAGUAAAUGCAAGAACUUCUAAGGCAGUGAAAAAUCAUAUAAAUAAUCGUAACCAUUUUUCUUAUUCAACCAAAAGAUUUUAAACUUUUAAUAAUAUCAGAAUAUUUUUGAAGUAGAAUGAAGAUACGAUUUAAAUUGAGAAUUUUCAUGAGUCGUAGAUCUACUUGAAUAUAAUCCAUGGAAUGUGGCGUACAUUAUCAAUAAGCUAAAAAUCGUUAUACAUUAACUUCACACUGUUGCCUUUUCCAAUUCUUAGCGUAACUUUCUACGAUUCUUUCAGAAAGGCUGUUUAACACAGAUAUAAUUUGUUAUUAUCCUGUGGUUUUUUUAUAUCUCUUGUCUUGGCUCCCUAUUUCACUCGAUUAUGUAAACGAAACGUACUGUCGUCAAACUGUUUUGAGUUCUACAUAUAAAUAAAUCACUAUAUGAAAGAUCACCGUCUGCUGCAAACAUACUGUUGACGAAUAGAUCUUCAUAAAUCUAAAAACUUCAAUCUAAUAUUAAUAUGAAACCUUAAUAUGCACAUGCAUGAAUAUACACACGACUCGAAGCACGUAUAAACUAACGAAAUACAAAUUUUGUCAAAAUCAAGGUGUGAUUCAAGUCCUCACUCAGCGUUAUUCAAGCGGCAGACCGUCACAGAAUAUAAUUUACAUAGGCUAAAACGUCACUUCAGGACCAUUCAAACCGUGGGGGUGGGGUAUAAAAAAGAUACCCUCUUCCACCCUCUGACCGACUAAUUCUCAGAGAAUGACGAUUUCCAUUCCAGAGCCAUGGUGGUAUUCUAAGAUUUCUUAUACCGUUUAUAAAAAAAAUGCCCCUAUUCAAAAUCAAAAAGUUGCUAACACAUGAUGACUAGUCACCCUCUUGCUGUUAUCAAUGGAAAGGUCGCCACUUUCUAUUACAGCCACCCCGCCUGUGCCGUGGCCUAAUCUAUUAGACUGUCAAACUGAACUUGAAGAGCAAAAGGCCGCAGCCUAAAAUAUAAGGCAUGGCGCUUGGUUUCUUGGGUCUAACUGUUCGAAGCAACGAGGAAGAUGUUGUCGCUGUUUUUUCGUCUUACAAUCCUUGGGACAGCGUGUGUCUGUAUGCCCAAUGUGACCAAACUCUAUCUUCUCGGGCUCUAUCCAGAGUCUGGACCCUGGGUCGGAGCACAGACCGCUAUACCAGCAACCCAACUAGCUGUGACGGAUAUCAACAGCAAUCCUGAUAUUCUACCUCGUCAUCAGAUUGUUGUCAUACCAAGAGAUACGGAGUGCGAUGGUGGCAAGGCUACCGAUGAGAUGUACCGUGAGCUGUUCAACAAGACCACAACCAAGGUCAUGGUGAUCGGGGCAGGGUGCUCUAUCGCUACGGAGCCUACAGCGCAGGCCUCGCACUACUGGAAUCUUAUCCAGAUAUCGUAUGCUUCAAGUUCACCAAAGCUAUCAACUCGGUCGCUGUUCCCACGGUUCUUCCGUCUGUAUCCACCGGGGAAUAUGUUCAACAUUGCCAAGCUGGCCCUGAUAAGAGAAUUCAACUGGAAGAAAGUGGCGACACUUCAUCAGUCAGUUGCCAUCUUUUCAUUGGCCUUCGCAGAAUUCCACCGUGAUGCUAAAAGAGCCGGUAUCGAGGUGAUAGCUGCAGAGAGUUUCAUUGAGGAUCCAACUGAGCAGGUGGAAUUCCUGAAGCAUUCGGGUGCUCGCAUUAUCGUCGCUGGUUUCUAUGGUGACGGGGCAAGAAAGGUGUACUGUGAGGCGUAUCACCAAAAGAUGUACGGCGCCAAAUACGUCUGGAUAGUGCCAGGAUGGAUAACUCUGAAUAUUUGGUUGGUGCCGGACGAUUCGGUUGACUGUUCACUGGACCAGCUCAGGGAAGUGGCGGGCGGCCAGAUAGGCAUUAACGCUGUAAGUCUUCCUCCCGAUUCUCAGCGAGCACCAGCUCUGUCAGGAAUGACCACCAGCAAGUUCUUGGAGAGGUUCAAAGAGACUGUUGGCUCGGACAAUCCAGAAUCCUUGCCUGGUUACUCUGAAAUGCCGUUUAGCUAUGACACCAUAUGGACUGCUGCCCUAGCUCUACACGAGGCUGAUAAGCAACUUGGCAAUUUAGAUCCUCCACGAACCUUGGCUAAUUUUACGUAUGAAGAUUCCGUAACCGUACAAAUCCUCUUUGACAUUAUUAGCAACAUGUCUUUCCAGGGCAUAUCGGGUCCUGUGAAAUUUACUCCGUCUGGCGACAGGCUUGGAUUAAUUCAGAUUUGGCAGUUACAAGAUAACAGACACGUCAACGUGGGGGUGAUGGACCCAGGUACGAGCGAAGACAUCACAUGGGAAGGAUACGAAUCAAUCCGCUGGGAAGGCGGGGCACCCCCUGUUGAUUUUGUUAUUGAAUUUGAAGAUCGUCAGACGAUACGAAGUGCAGUUUUCAUUUCUGGUGCAAUUUUCGCUACGUUUGGGAUCAUCUUGGCCUGCUGCUUCCUGAUUUUCAACAUCCACUUCAAAAACCGCCGGAUGAUCAAGAUGUCGAGCCCCAACAUCAACAACUUGAUGCUGAUUGGUGGUAUGCUAGCCUACGUCUCCAUCAUCUUCCAAGGAGUGGAUACGGCCAUAGCAUCCACUGACACAUUUUUGUCGAUGUGCAAGGCCAAGACAUGGUGCCUUUCUACCGGGUUUUCCUUGGCCUUCGGCUCCAUGUUCUGCAAGACCUGGCGUGUGCACAAGAUAUUCACAAACAAAACUGCAAUGAGGAUGGUACUGAAGGAUCACCGAUUGCUCAUCUGGGUUGCCGUACUAGUUCUCCUAGAUAUUGUUAUUCUCAUUUUGUGGGAAAUUCUUGACCCUCUAGUUGCGGUAGAGCGGCUUGGAGCUAAAGUGGUUGACAACGAGAAUGACGACGUUGUGUACACACCUAUCCGAUUGUUUUGUGAGUCAAGGAACCAAAUCUACUGGAUUGGUACUUUCUACAUCAUCGAUGGCCUCCUGCUAAUAUUUGGCGCUUUUUUGGCCUGGGAGACCAGAAAAGUCUCCAUCCCAGCACUGAACGACUCUAAGUAUAUAGGUAUCUGUGUCUACAAUGUUCUGAUAAUGUCUUUAACGGGCGCGCCAAUGUCGUUUGUUCUCGAGGAGAGGAACGUGCAUUACGCCGCAGUCGCUACCCUGAUCUGGCUAACCACUACACUCACACUCUGCGUAGUAUUUGUACCCAAGGUACGGGCCAGAAACGUGGUGCAGCCUCGUAGCCACCAGAGUGAACAACCUGCCGACGUGGAGAGGGAAAUGCAGCGGCUCCGGCAAGAACUCGACAGAAUGAAGGCGAGGUUAGAAAUAAAUUGAGGAUUGGUACUACACCCUUGAUUCUAUUCUGACUACAUUCGUACAUCUGACUGCAGUGCUGGAUGAAACUUUGAAGAGUCCUGUCAAGGGUAUGCUUAUGGGACAGACAACAUCGUUUGGAUCUUUUUUGAUAGUAAACAUUGACUGACCAUUGUUACGAUCAGAUUUGGUUUCGAAAGAGCAUAUACGAGACGAACUACAUAAGUGUGAA